Messenger RNA from Dothidotthia symphoricarpi CBS 119687, 487 nucleotides. RefSeq lists its product as uncharacterized. NCBI's taxonomy places the organism in Eukaryota, Fungi, Ascomycota, Dothideomycetes, Pleosporales, Dothidotthiaceae. The record is from RefSeq and is a predicted model, not a curated record. Bases 60 to 341 code for a protein of 93 amino acids. The transcript has 2 exons.
CCAUCAACCCACAACAACCACAUCCAACGCACCGAAACGUUAACAACCGCAACACUGCCAUGAUGAAGUUUACCACCUUCAUCCUCGGCGCCAUCAUCGGCCUCGCCACCGCGCUGCCCACCGGUGAAGCCAGCGUGAGCGACGUUCCCAACGGCUUCCUCACUAACACUCUUGACACCCGCCAAACCUGCACCAUCAAACUCACAUCCUGCCACCCCGAGUGCAAGCGGCUCACCGAAGAGCUCAACGGUUGCCUCUGCAUCAACAAACCCGGCGGCACGCACGGGUGCAUUAGCAUGGACAAGAAGCUCAAGGCCUGCAAGGCUAGAUGGUGCGCUUGAAUCCAAGGCAGCGACACGGUGCCAGGUGAUGGACACAAGGGGACUCAGGGCCUGGGGAGCAUGGAUACGGAUGGGGACAUGGUAUGCAGGAUUGAUAUCUACAAAUCGACUCGUCGAUUGGAGGAGUAGCUGGUCGUACAAAGCCG